CUCAUUUUCAGCUGCCAAUCAGAUGAAGCGUUUUGACGCACAGCGCUCCGGCGGCGCUCAGGGGGCGGAGUCAAGCGCUGUAUGCAGAAUAAAACCACUGCAGCCCGCGAGCAGACCUCAGUGUGAGGAGAAUCAUGGACGUAAACUAAACAGAAAGUUACCAUGACAAAAGUUAGGCAUUUCUUUCAAAUUACAGCAACAACACCCGUUUCCCUUGUAAAUCAACAACCUUUUCCCCCCCAGGGUCUGAGGUUUGCUUAAGUUUACAAGGCAUCGCUCUUUCUACACUAACUACAGUUACACUCUGACAGAAAGAAUGCGCGAGUCAGUUAGCAUUAGCCGGCUAGCAGCGUGCUGACAGCAGCGACAGGAGGCGAACAAAAGAUUGCUCUGCAUUUGUCCGCUUGCACUGACAUUCGGUCCAUGUAGAAGGGGCGAUUACCAACACAAUGCCCGUGUUACUUUUCCUGAUAGACACGUCCGCCUCCAUGAACCAGCGCUCCCAUCUGGGCACUAGCUAUCUGGACAUAGCGAAGGGCGCAGUUGAGACUUUCCUGAAGCUGAGGAGCAGAGAUCCGGCCAGCAGGGGAGACAGAUACAUGUUAGUGAGUUUCGAGGAAACACCGGCUGGAAUUAAGGCUGGAUGGAAGGACAGUCACGCCACUUUUAUGACUGAGCUAAGGAACCUGCAAGCAGUUGGACUGACAUCGAUUGGCCAGUCUUUAAGGACAUCUUUUGAUUUGCUCAAUCUCAAUAGAUUAGUUUCUGGGAUAGACAACUAUGGACAGGGUAGGAACCCUUUCUUCUUGGAGCCUGCAAUCAUUGUGGCCAUAACCGAUGGCAGCAAGCUAACCAGCAGUUCUGGUGUACAAGAUGAGUUACAUUUGCCUCUGACAACACCACUGCCCGGGAGUGAGCUGACCAAAGAGCCCUUCCGAUGGGACCAGCGACUCUUCUCUUUAGUGCUCCGCAUUCCAGGCAAUGCCUCUCCUGACCCUGAGCCAAUAGGUGGAGUUCCACUUGACCCAUCCCCUAUUACGCCCAUGUGUGAGGUCACUGGGGGCCGUUCAUACAGCGUAUUCUCCCAGAGAAUGCUGAACCAGUGUCUGGAGUCACUGGUGCAGAAAAUCCAGAGUGGUGUGGUCAUUAAUUUUGAGAAGACUGGACCUGAUCCACCACCUACUGAAGAUGGCCCAAUAGAAAUGAAGUAUGGACCUCAAUCAUGGCACAGCUGUCAUAAGAUGAUCUAUGUCAGACCUAACCCUAAAACGGGUGUUCCUGUUGGUCAUUGGCCUAUCCCAGAAUCCUUUUGGCCUGACCAGAACUCUCCUACUUUGCCUCCACGUGCAGCUCACCCGCAGGUGAAGUUUUCAUGCGUUGAUUCAGAGCCCAUGGUGGUGGAUAAAGUGCCCUUUGACAAGUACGAGCUGGAGCCCUCUCCGCUCACACAGUACAUACUGGAGAGGAAAUCACCGCACACCUGCUGGCAGGUUUUUGUGUGUAACAGUGCUAAAUACGGAGAACUCGGGCAGCCGUUUGGUUAUCUGAAGGCCAGCACAGCUCUUAAUUGUGUCAACCUGUUUGUCAUGCCCUAUAACUACCCUGUGGUGCUGCCUUUGCUUGAUGAUUUGAUUACUGUGCAUAAGUUCAAGCCUCCAGCAAAGUGGCGGCAAUCUUUUGAGAACUAUCUUAAAACGGUCCCGCCUUACUAUAUCACUGCCCUGCGGAAAGCACUAAGAAUGAUGGGAGCUCCAAACCUUUUGGCUGACAACAUGGAGUACGGUCUGAGCUAUAGUGUUGUGUCUUAUCUCAAAAAGCUCAGUCAGCAGGCAAAGAUCGAGGCAGACCGAGUUUGUGCAUCAGUAGGGAAAAAAACUGUACUAGAAGGCGGGAUUAAACUUCGCUGCAGAAGCUCCGCCCUCUCUCUGGCACACAGGAAGGAUUUCACGCAGCUGCUGCACAGCAUAAUGGGAGAUGGCCCAGCUCUGCCAGUGGAGGCAAACAACAAGGAGUUUGCCGGCUUUCAACUAGCUGCUUUGAAUAAAGCAUUAAAACCACAAGGCCUGCGGAACCCCUAUGAUAUCCCCAGAUCUCAUCUGAUAGACCAGCUGAGCCGCAUGAGGCGGAACCUUCUGCACGCCAGCAUCUGUAUUCUGAAAGGUCAAGAUCAAGAUCAGCUGCACAGUGUUCCUAUAGCUCAGAUGGGCAACUAUCAGGAUUUCUUGAAGCAUUGUCCAUCCCCUCUAAGGGAAGCAGACCCCGAUCAACCUAAACGUUUGCACACCUUUGGUAACCCCUUCAAAUUGGACAAGAAGGCGAUGAUGGUAGAUGAGGCAGAUGAAUUUGUUACUGGCACUCAAGGCAAAGGCAAGCGUCCUGGAGAAUCUAGUAAUCCUGCUGGGGGCGGGGCCCCUAAACGGAGACGCUGCAUGUCUCCUCUGCUUCGGCUGGGACGGGCAUAUACACCUCCCAAAACACCACCUAGAACUCCAGAUAAUGAUGACCCAGAAUUGACCAAUCACAUCAACAACCAUCUCGAGUCAAACCUCAGCUCUGACAAAGAUCCAAGUCCUGCACCAGAGACUGAACUGAUCCAGCAGAGCAAUCACCUUCAGCCAGAAGAGGCGGAGAACCAGGAAAACAGAGUGCAGGAGAAUGGCCAGUCCAGCGAUAGUGAGUUAUCUCUGGGCAGCGAGGGAGAAGAGGAGGCCCCGCGCCGCUACCCUUCUCCCUGCCAACUGAAGAAGAUCAGAAACCAAGAGAGCCAGGAACUGAACUCCGAGCUCAGAGUACUUAUCACCAAGGAGAUCAGGAAGCCUGGCAGACGUUAUGAGAAAAUCUUCUACCUCCUCAAGCAAAUACAGGGCAGUUUGGAAACGCGUCUGAUCUUUCUGCAGAGCAUAAUCAAAGAAGCUGCCAGGUUUAAGAAGAGGGUCUUGAUUGAGCAGCUGGAGAACUUCUUAGAGGAGAUUCACUUAAGAGCCAACAGCAUGAAUCAUCUGGACGGUUUCUGAGCACUCCAUCUGUCCUGUCUGAAGGACUUGCACACACAUCUGCACUAUUUAUGUACUGUUAUUUUGGACUUGUGUGUCUCCAGUCUUUAUCAGUAUUGAAGCUGAUUUUUUUUUUUUUUUUUCAAUGAGGACUUGAUGGGUUAUCGCUAAACCUCAGGAUUGGGAGAAAUAGGAAAAGUUGCUCUUUCUACAACAAAUGGUCAUACGCAUACUGCUCUUUCUUUGUCUAUUCUUUUUUUUUUUUUGAGGCACCCCCUCUAAUUGUGCCAAAGAGAACUGGCUGAAUGGCAUCGGCUUCCUUAAUCAUUUCCAUUUUUGUAUGUCCCCCAUAGUCCCCUGCGACAUUUUGACACAUGGCAUUGAUCACCAAUAUAAAUGUUUUCCUUUCAUUUCAGUCGGGAAUUGCACCUCUGCAAACUCACUGCUGCACUCAGUCUCUGAAGAUAGACGAUUUACUGGAUAUCACAUUUGUUAGGUUGGAUCUCUCUAAUAAAGCAACUAAAUCAGCAAUAUUCUGCACCAAUAAGUUACGAAGCAAUUCUUUAAAGCUGGAGGUUUGAGUGAUGUUGAGGUUUUAUAAUUAAAUGUAGACUUGCACACUCCAAAAGUCAUUUGUUGUUUGUUUAAUAACUCAUCUCAGGAAUGAUGUUGGCAUUUGGCAGCAGAGGAGCAUCUUUCUGGAAUUUUCCUUUCCCAAUAUUCUUAAAGCUCUUUCUCCUUUCACAGAAGUAGCUUUUUUUCCCCCUAAAUCUAUUGAAACAAAUUUGCCCUUUUAGGCCUUUUUUUUUUAAACCACCCAGCAUUAAGCAUGGCUUCAAGCGACUGUUUUGCGUUUAGCAAAAGACCUUCUGUAGCGCAUCAUGUGGUUUUCAGACCACAGAAUCAUGACAGGCUUCUGUGAAAAAGGACUGUGUUGCUUUUCUGAACUGACUAAAAAUUGCAAAUGACAGUUCUGCACUGAGUAACCGUAUUUGAUUUACAGAAGCAACAACCAGAAGUUGAUACUUAAUCAUUCAAGAUGGAGUUAAGAGCCACUUAUUCAUUGACAUGGGAAGUUGCUGCUAAUGUAUUCCUACAUUUACUGCCAAAUAUUCAGUAACUUAGCUUUUUUUUUUUUUUUUUUUUUUUUUGGUAUGUCUUUGUAUCUCAUCCUCUUAACCCUGCACCCUAAUGUAGGGACCAAAUCUUUGCCAUACAUGUCAUCGAUAAAUGAGAAAGGCUUCUUUAAAAAAGUAUUUUUAUUAUGUUGUAUAUAUGUACAUGGUAACAUUGAAAAUAUUAUUUAAGAAUGUUUUGGUGGACAGCCUUUUUUGUAUGUAUUUGAAUAAAGUCUAUUUUACACUGUGAAUAGUCAUGUAAAUAAAUGACAUUUUCUGUCAUUAAUUUCUCAGUGGCACAAUGUCAUUAAAAAGGAUUGCAAAUCUUAAACUUACUGUGUUUUCUAUAUACUUUAAACCCGUUAGUUUGCAGGCAUAAAGAUUGAAGUUUAGUAUGGGUUUUGGUUUGUUUGGUUUUUUCACUUUUCAAUUGGUAAACCACAGACCGAUGAAACAGACUUUAGUUCUAGAUGUUACAAAUUUCAA
Molecule: messenger RNA, 4597 nt
Organism: Puntigrus tetrazona (Sumatra barb)
Lineage: Eukaryota; Metazoa; Chordata; Actinopteri; Cypriniformes; Cyprinidae
Gene: ints6
Product: integrator complex subunit 6
Exons: 18
Coding region: 450-3014 (854 amino acids)
Biological process (GO): snRNA 3'-end processing
Cellular component (GO): integrator complex
Source: RefSeq, a predicted model, not a curated record